AUGUUUAUUGAAUAAUAUCAAGAAACUAUCAAUCAAUAGUUAAAGCUAUGUAAAGUUGUACCAAUUACAUUAAAUCCAAAAAAUGUAUUGAGAUCUCUACUUGCAGCUGAAGACAAACUAGAUGAUGAACAUCUCUAUCAAAAUUAUUGUAAAAAAUAAGAAUUAAUUAUCAACAAUAUGAAUGAAGAAAAUGCUUAUGUAAUUAUGAAUAUAUGUUCAUUAAUUAAAUUGUCCUUAGAUAAAAGAAAAGAUGCUAGUAAAGAGGAACUUUAGGAAAUUAUUUUAGAUCAAAUAAAAACAGAUUCUAUAAAUUGGCCAUAAUUUAAAUAAAUUAGAUGGCCUGAAUAUUUAGAAUAUUUUAGUAAUCUAAGUAAAAGUCUUAUAAAUCAUUCAUUUAAACUAAUUGAAAGUAUUGUCUUAGAUCUAACAACUAAACCUUUUGAAUGUUCAGAAUUUCAUUAAUAUAUGACUGAUUAAUUAGAAUAAACUAUGUCUGUUUUAGCUGUUGAAAUGAGUGAUUUUGUAAGAGUACCUAAUAGUAAUUCCUUAUAUUUAGAAUUAAAGAAGUAUUUUAAUUCAAUAAUACAAAACAUUCAUUUAUAUAUAAAUAGAACAUCCUUAUUUUGUAAUACUUAAAUGGAAUUCUUAAAUGAAACACUUACUAAAUAUCACACUUUAGCUAAUGUUAGAACAUAUUAAGUAUUGUAAACUGAAACAUCAUAAUACAUCAUAUCCUAAUGUCAUGUUUCACUUAAAGAAAUGUUUUUUUAUAGAAUUGAAUUCUUAAUUUUUGAAAAAGAUUUAGUUAAAUCUAUUAUUAGACAUUUCUAUGAGUAUAGUAAAUUAAAUUUAGGUGUAUAUUAAAUGUCUACAUUAACUUAGACAUUUUAAGAUGCAAUCCAUAUGCAUUAACUAUUGGAUGAGAAUUAAAGUGUCUAAGUUAAUUUAGAUUCAAAAUUAUUUGAUUAAGAUGGUGAUUGUUUAAAAUACAAAACUUGGUUAUAUUAAAAAAAAUCAAUAUAAUCUUAAUAAAUGUUGACAGGUUCAUCAGUUGUUGGAGGAUCUAUUGGAGCUGGUUUAGGUUGUCUAAUUGUAGAUAGUGUUGAUCCUAAAAUUCCAUGGGAAGAAAAAUUAAAAAGAGCUGGAUUCAGUUCAGUUGCAACUGGUUUAGUAGGAGCAGCUAUGCGUAUACCUGUAAUUGGAACAAUAUUGUCUUAAGCAUUAUUAUUUUAUGCUAUUAAAUUAACAGCAAAUAAUAAAGUGAUUGAUAAAAAUGAAAAAAUGAAGAAUUUAGCACAUAUUGGGGUUUAAAGUUCUGUUGGUAUAGGUUCAGCUGUAGCUGGAUAAAUAUUAAUUCCAAUACCAGUAUUAGGAGCAAUAAUAGGUGGAACUGUUGGAGGUGUUGCCAUGAGUUUGUAUAGUAAGUUUUUUGUUCCUAAAACUAAACAUUCAAUUAAACUUAUGAUUAAUGAUUUAAUAAAUAGACAACUUGAUGAUGGAUUAUUUGUUUAUGAUGAAUAAGUAAUCAAAAUCAUGAGAAUUAAUCAAUAACAUUAUUUUGGUUGUAAACCUGAGAAAUAUACUGAUUCAUAAUGGUUAACUAUUUUAAUGGUUUAUUUAGUUAAUGAAGUUCAUUAUUUAUCAAAUAUAUAAGGAUUGGAGAAAAUAAGAGAACUUUAAGAGUAAAUGACAAAAAAACCAAGUGAUGAAAUUAAAUGUGUUAAACAAAUUAGAGAAAUUGAUGAUGAUUUAGAACAACAAGAAAUAAUAAGUGUUAAAUUAGAAAAAUCUAGAAAUUAUAUAUAAUAAUAAGAAAUUAAUACAUUAUAAAUUGCUCCUUAAAUUGGAGAGUUUAUAAAUGGAAUGAUAGCUAAUUUUAAAUUAUGA
This is a messenger RNA of Paramecium pentaurelia, 1887 nucleotides long. Lineage: Eukaryota; Ciliophora; Oligohymenophorea; Peniculida; Parameciidae. The record is from the annotation of a GenBank genome assembly.